AUGAGGCCCUCGCAGGCGGGGGACUAUUUCGGGGAGCGCUCGGUGGUCUUCGACGAAGUUCGGGGCGCCACCAUCGUGGCAGCCACGGCGGUGUGCCUCCUGUCCCUGAACCGCGAGAAGUUCGCGGAGCUGCGGCUCGAGGACUACGUGAAGUUCGCGGACCGGAAGACAGGCGUUGCUACGAUCGAGGCAAAGCCUCCUUCAGAAAAGACGGAGUCGGAGCGCCAGCUCAUGCUGUCGGCCCUCCAAGAGAGCUCCACCCUGGGAGGGAAGUCGGGGUCGCUGCUGGAGUCUCAAGCGGAGGCCCUGGUGGAUCUCAUGUGGAAGCAGACCGUGGAAGCCCGCCAGGCUGUCAUCACUCAAGGCAACAUGGCAGACUACUUCUACAUCAUCCAGGCGGGGAGCUUUGCCUUGCAGGAGGGGGGCAUCCCCAAGGAGGUGCUGAAGCCUGGGGACUGCUUCGGUGAGCUGCCGCUACUUCAGCUGCGGCCGCAUCAGCACUCCGUGGCCGCCAAGGAGCGUAGCACCGUGUGGGUCAUCGACCGCUGGCAGUUCAAAAAUAUUUUGUUCAAGGUGCCAGAGCACAAGGUGUUUGAGUACAUCGGCUACCUGGACAGGGUUCAGAUCCUGGACGCGCUGUCGCUGGAUGAGAAGACGUUUACGGCACAGGCCUUGACGGAGAUGACUUUCGAGGAGGGCGACGUGAUCCUGAAACAAGGAGAAACCGGAGAUACCUUCUACAUACUCUUCGAUGGGGAGGUGACGGUUCUCAUCAAUGGCAACCAGGUGGCGCGAUUGCAAGCGUCCACUGAGGAGCUGACGGCCCACCACUUCGGGGAGAAGGCGCUGCUCAGCAGCCAGCCGAGGGCCGCCACAGUGCAGGUGACCUCACCUCAGGCGAAGGUUUUAGCCCUGGACCGGAUCGCCUUUAACCAGCUCUUGGGAUCGCUCGAGGAGAUCAUUCAAGCACAGGAGGAUGGUAGGACGAGGGCCACCAAGAACUUAAAGGGCGUCACCGCGAAGCCGUUCCAAAAGAUCUUCCGCAAAGACCUGGUGGGGGUUGGCCUGCUGGGUGUGGGCCAGUUCGGGGCAGUGGAGCUGGUGGCCCACAAAUACGCGGAGGAGACCUUCGCCAUGAAGAGCUGCUCGAAAGGACUUCUGGUCAAGACGAAGAAGAAGGAUGUUGUGCUGAAUGAAAAGAUGGCAUUGUCUUACGUCCUGUCGCCUUUCAUCAUCCAGCUCUUCGAGACCUACAGCGACGACCAGACCCUGUACCUCUUGCUGGAGGCGGCUUUGGGAGGAGAUCUCCACGGCCUCUUCUGCCGCAAGAAGCUCUACGGCAGCGAGCGCCACGUCGUCUUCUACACCGCAGGCGCUACCUUGGCGCUGGACUAUCUACACAAGAGACGCAUUAUCCAUCGAGAUCUGCGACCCGAAAACAUUCUGAUCACCACAGAGGGCUACAUGAAGCUCUGUGAUUUCGGUCUGGCCAAGUUCGUGGUGGAGCAGAGCCACACGAACUGCGGCUGCCCCGACUACUACGCCCCCGAGAUGGUGCUGGCCUCCGGCCAUGGCUCUGCGCUGGACUGGUGGACUUUGGGGGUCCUCUUGUUCGAGCUCAUGGCGGGCCAGCCGCCCUUCGAGUCCCCGAACCCCAUGCAGAUCUUCGCGCGGAUCCUGCACGGCCUCCGGAAGGCGCCCUACUUGCCCGAAAUUGGCAGAGCCCCUGCGGAUCUCGUCAAGAACCUGCUCAGGAAGGAGCCCGCGGACAGGCUACCUGUGCGCUUGGGGAUCGCCAAGCUCAAGGACCACCGCUUUUUCCACGACAUGAAUUGGAGCCUGCUGGCGGAUCUGAAGUUCGAGGCGCCCUACAAGCCCAACGUCCGCAGCAAGCGGGACUUGGCCAACUUCCACCCAGGGAACACCUUGCCUGUGCCGGCGGAGUACAAGGAUGACAGCACCUUCUGGGACAAGGACUUUGCGAGCUGA
This is a messenger RNA of Effrenium voratum, 1989 nucleotides long. The record is from the annotation of a GenBank genome assembly. NCBI's taxonomy places the organism in Eukaryota, Dinophyceae, Suessiales, Symbiodiniaceae.